CAGUCUCGAGCCAACAGCUUCCGCGGGAGCUUCGACGACGACACGGGCGUACUAGUACUACAGAAUUCCAUUUGCGACCGGCAGUAGCCUAUUGCGAGAGAAUUGCCGAACUAUACUUCGGACUUGGAGUCUGUUGUUGGCUGUAAGAUUUUAAAAAAAACAUGGCAGACCGAAUGGACAAUUUGCUUUCCCAGAUGGGCACUGGGAAAUGGCAUAUCUUCCACUACUUGACUGUGUGUUACUCCGUGAGUUUUCCUUCACCACAUGCCCUGGGAAGCGCAUUUUUGGCACCACGGCAGGAGCAUUCCUGUGUGGCUCCUUUGGGUACAGAUGAAAAUCAUUUUGACAGUACAGAUAGAGGUUCCUGUUAUUAUUCUUCUAGAGGUGAAAAUGGUACAUUCAUACAGAGAGCAUGUACAGAAUGGAUAUUUGACAACACUACAUUCACACAUACGAUUACUUCUGAGUUUGGGCUUGUAUGUGAGAAGGAAUAUUUGCGGGCCACUUACCAGAGUAUGUAUAUGUUGGGUGUCUUAGUAGGCUCUCCCAUCAAUGGCAUUGUGGCUGACAGGUAUGGUCGGAAAACAGUGUUUGUAGCUGGGGCUGUGUUGUUUGCACUCAUGGCCAUUGUAUCCAGUUGGAUGCCCAGUAUUUCUUCUAUUCUCUUGUUUCGAUUUUUACUUGGAACUAUGCAUCCAACACUUCUGAAGACAGGAUACAUUCUAGCUGUGGAAAUAACUGACCCAAAACUGAGGUCAUUGGUGGGUGUUAUUUAUUUUCUUCCCUGGGCAUUGGGGACAAUGGCUUGGGGAGGAUUGGCAUACUUGGUGAGGAGCUGGCGAUGGCUACAACUCUGUGCUUCCCUACCAUGCCUUCUUUUAAUGCCAGCACUAUGGUUUGUAGAUGAGUCUCCACGUUGGCUUAGUGUACGAGGCCAACACAAACGUGCUUUGGAAGUUAUUAAAAAAGCUGCAAGAUGGAAUAAAACUGUUAUACCAUCAGAUGAAGAACUCAUGUGCAUUUUUAAAGAGAGCCAAGAUAAGGUCAAAGUUGCAGAGGUCCAAGAGGAAAAGGAGCAUUCAUUAAAAACAGUGUUUCAGGAAUUUAUCAAGGCAACAUUCAUCUUAUAUAGGACACCACGACUCUGUUUUGUAAGCGCAGUUAUGCACCUAGACUUCUUUGUCUUUGGGAUGGUGUACUUUGGUCUGGCAUUAAGUGGUAGUAACUUCAAAUCAGAUGCUUUUGUAUACAUGAUUUUAAUGGGACUGAUGGAAGUGCCAGGUUGCACUAUCAUGGGUGCACUAAUAUCCUUUGGACGGAAAAUACCUAUAUGUCUAAGUCUUUUGGUCACUGGAGUAGUGCUUCUUGGUCUUCCUUUUCUACCUUCAGAAAUCCAGUGGUUGGUGGUAACCUUUGCUAUGGUUGGGAAGAUGACUAUCACCAUGUCCUUCCAAGCUGGAAAUCUCUUUGGAUCAGAGCUCUUCCCAACUGAAGUGAGAACAAGAGGCCUUAGCACCUCUUUCAUGCUGUCCCGUGUUGGCUCCUCCAUCUCACCUUUCAUCACAGAGUUCUUGGGGGUAGAUUACCCAUGGGCACCAUCAGUUAUAUUUGGGGCAUCAGCCAUUGUUGCUGGAAUUGCAACACUGACAUUGUGGGAAACACUUCAUAUGUCCUUGCCUGAUACCAUCAUGCAAAUGGAAAGCAAAGAUUUCCAAGUGCCUGAAAGAUUCCUGCCAUUUAAAACUGCUUCCAGGGGGAGGGGUAAAAACAGCGACGUGGUCUGCAUAGAGGAAUCGGUACCAAUGAAAACGAAAAAUGAUUAUUUAUAGUGGGGCUAAAAUGCAAAAAUAAGUAGGAUUACAAAUUGUGUUUAAAAAAUAAACAUUAUGAUGAAAAUGUAGUCACUCAAAAACGUUUUGCAACAUUUUCCAGAAGUUUUUGUUCCCCUAACAAUAAUUUAUUCAUUUUAUACUUAAAAGGAAAUUAGCUUUUCUUAUUCAAUUUUGGUUAUUAAUCAUACAGUUAACAAUAUAAGAAGAAUGGUGAGUGAAAAAUCUACAUUACAAAAAAUGACAUAUUAAAAAAUUUCGCUCAUGGUGGUAUGGUUAAAGCGUCAAAUAAAAAAUACAGUAGUAAUUUGUCAUCCAUUCAACCCUUAUGGGAGUAAAUUCAGACUUUUUUUUCUUCAUGGAUAAAUAACCUAAUGGGAGAAAAGAGGUAAUACCCAAUGAGAGAGAGAGAGAAAAUAAAGGAAUUAUAAUAAUGAUGAGAAAAAAGGAAUUAUAAUUAUGAUAAGAGAAAUAAAAACUGGAUUAAGGGAAACUGGGGGUUAAUUUCUCUUGACGCACCAGUUGUGUGUGUGCUUGUUUAAUGCGCUUACGAUGUAGUUGCCAAAUAGCUUCAGGUGUCAUUAUUAUAAACUGUUGUCUUUUGAAGUAUGUUGCAAAACAUUUUUGAGUAACUAUUACUGGAAUAGGUACUGUACUGUGUCAAAAGCUGGUUUCACCCCCAAAAAAUAAAGUGCAGAUCCCAGCAUAAAAUAUUUCAAAUUAUGACAUGCAUGGAAUAACAUACUUUGCUAAAAAAAAAACUUUAUUUUUAAUUUACAUAUUAUUCAAUGGUUCAAGACCAAGAAUCUUCAUUCCUGCAGCCAGGGUAAACCUAGCUGCAACAAAUAAGGCUAAUCUUGCCUUUGCAAUCUCUAGGGGAGAAGACUUGACCUGGAGUUGUUUCAGGGCAGAAUUGAUGCUUCCACUGAAAAAUAAAUGAAUUAUUUAGUUCAA
Messenger RNA from Macrobrachium nipponense, 2783 nucleotides. RefSeq names its product organic cation transporter protein-like. NCBI's taxonomy places the organism in Eukaryota, Metazoa, Arthropoda, Malacostraca, Decapoda, Palaemonidae. Gene Ontology annotation, molecular function: transmembrane transporter activity. The record is from RefSeq and is a predicted model, not a curated record. Gene Ontology annotation, cellular component: membrane. Gene Ontology annotation, biological process: transmembrane transport.